AUGGUUAAAAGAGAUUAUAUAUCAGUCAAGAAGACUCCCAAAAGUUUUAGACACAUGAUAGAUUUCCAGACCAAUACUAACUUUAAAAAAAAGUCAUCGCAACUUAUAAAAAGUUAUAAUUAUAGAAUUGAACUUAUUAAAGAUACCGCUAACGAUGUCUAUGAUGAUGAACACUCGGAAAUGCGUACCAAGUUAGGUUCAAUGAUAGUCUUGGAAGAUUAA
This is a messenger RNA of Cetraspora pellucida, 222 nucleotides long. The record is from the annotation of a GenBank genome assembly. Lineage: Eukaryota; Fungi; Glomeromycota; Glomeromycetes; Diversisporales; Gigasporaceae.